Messenger RNA from Corvus hawaiiensis (hawaiian crow), 2402 nucleotides. RefSeq names its product LIM homeobox 3 (gene LHX3). Bases 62 to 1249 code for a protein of 395 amino acids. The record is from RefSeq and is a predicted model, not a curated record. Gene Ontology annotation, cellular component: nucleus. Gene Ontology annotation, molecular function: DNA-binding transcription factor activity, RNA polymerase II-specific; RNA polymerase II transcription regulatory region sequence-specific DNA binding. Gene Ontology annotation, biological process: neuron differentiation; regulation of transcription by RNA polymerase II. The transcript has 6 exons. Lineage: Eukaryota; Metazoa; Chordata; Aves; Passeriformes; Corvidae.
GCCGCUCCGCCACUCCUCCGCAGCCACCCGCGCACUUCGGACGGCGCCCACGGAGGCCGCGAUGCUGCUGGAGCGGGUCCGCGCCGGUUCGGAGAAGACAGCGGAGCUCUGUCCCUUCCCGCGGAGCCCAGAGAUCCCGCUGUGCGCCGGCUGCAACCAGCACAUCGUGGACAGGUUCAUCCUCAAGGUCCUGGACCGCCACUGGCACAGCAAGUGCCUGAAAUGCUCCGACUGCCAGACGCAGCUGGCCGAGAAGUGCUUCAGCCGCGGGGACGGCGUCUACUGCAAGGAAGACUUCUUCAAGCGCUUCGGGACGAAGUGUGCCGCCUGCCAGCAGGGCAUCCCCCCGACCCAGGUGGUGCGCCGGGCCCAGGACUUCGUUUACCACCUGCACUGCUUCGCCUGCAUCGUCUGCAAACGGCAGCUGGCCACCGGCGAUGAGUUCUACCUCAUGGAGGACAGCAGGCUGGUCUGCAAGGCGGACUACGAGACGGCCAAGCAGAGAGAGGCUGAGUCCACGGCCAAGAGGCCCCGCACCACCAUCACGGCCAAGCAGCUGGAGACCCUCAAAAACGCUUAUAACAACUCGCCCAAACCGGCGCGGCACGUCCGGGAGCAGCUUUCGUCGGAGACGGGGCUGGACAUGCGGGUGGUGCAGGUCUGGUUCCAGAACCGCAGGGCCAAGGAGAAAAGGCUGAAGAAGGACGCGGGGAGGCAGCGGUGGGGGCAGUACUUCAGGAACAUGAAGAGAUCCCGGGGGACAUCCAAGUCCGACAAGGACAGCAUCCAGGAGGAGGGGCCCGACAGCGACGCCGAGGUCUCCUUCACAGAUGAGCCCUCCAUGUCCGAAAUGAGCCAUUCCAAUGGGAUUUACAGCAAUCUCAACGAAGCGUCUCCUGCGCUGGGGAGGCAGGCGGGGACCAACGGGAGCUUCGCGCUGGAUCACAGCGGGAUCCCGGCUCAGGACCAGUACCACGACCUGCGAUCCAACAGCCCCUAUGGGAUCCCCCAGUCUCCAGCGUCCCUGCAAGCACUGCCAGGCCACCAGCCCUUAAUCUCCAGCUUGGUUUACCCAGACAACGGCUUGGGCAUCAUGGGACAGAGCGGACAAGGGGUGCCCCAGUCCAUGAGGGUCCUGGCCGGGAAUGGACCGAGCUCCGACCUCUCCACCGGCAGCAGCGGGGGGUACCCGGAUUUCCCGGCCAGCCCGGCCUCCUGGCUGGAUGAGGUCGACCAUGCUCAGUUUUGAUACGGGGCCACCCCCGGGCAGUGGGAAGGGAAAGGACUCGGUGCUGUUAAAUGUCACCUGCUCUUGGAAAGGACAGAGGGAUGAGCCGUGAGUGCUGAGCGGGGCAGGAAUGUGACGACACGGAGGGAGCAGAGGGGAUUUCGGAGAUGACCCUGGCAGAGGAUGGUGGACAAAGGCCCUGGCACUGCAACCGUUGGCACCCGGAGCGUCCAAACCAAACUGAUUCUCGUGUCUUUACCAAACACCAGGACUUGUGCUUUACAGAUUUGAUAUGAGGUAUUUUGCGUUCUGUUGUCAGUGCAUUCUCCAAAGCAAGGACUUGCUCCAUCACCCAUCCACACCGAAACAUUUUUAAGGGAAAAUAAAGUCCUCAUCCACGGUGAAAGGUGUGACAAUGUCUAUAUUUCUAUAGGAGAAAUGUUCAUAGUGAAUCACUUCAGAAACCCAUGGUAGGAAACUUCUCUGUUCUUCCAGCAGAUUUUUUUAAAGCGCACCAAUGCGGUAUGUUUUGUUUUAUUUUGAAUUUACAUUAACUUUUCUAAAAUGAAAUGUUCUUUAAUAUGCCAAUCAUUUAUCAACAGCCCUUUUCCUUUGUAAAAUGAAAAUCAUAUGUUAAUUCUGCUUCUCCCCUUUUUAAUUUGUAGAUUGCUAGUUUGACUCUUCCAUAUAAGCAUUAAACCGUGAAUAGAUGUAUUUAUUACCAAGUAAUUCCACGUUUAUCACGAGGUCAAGAGGUGAAUUUUCUUGACCCAGGGACACUGGUGGCUCUGGGUUGUGGAUCUUAUGCUUUUCCUUCAAAUUUCUUCGCAUCAGUUUUACUGCAAAGUGUCUCAAAAAUCACCCUGAUGUCUUGUUGCCAAAUACCUUCUCGGGGGGUUGGGCUGGUUUAGGACAAGCCAUUCCCCAGGCACUGCUGGAGUGUCCCCCCUUCCCUGGGGACACACCUCUGUUCCAGACAUUUGUGCGUUUCCACGGAUAUCAUGCAAGCUGAUUGUGAGGAAAGGCAAGACAAUAUGUAUAUUGUUAUCUGUAAAAAUUAUGGAAUUAACUGUAGAUUAUGUGGGUGUCCAGUGUCUUUUAUUUAUAUUCUCGCUUUCUCUCUGAUGAUCAAAUACUUCAAGAUUACAAAUAAAUUUGUCAGCUAAACUUUGAA